AUGAUGGUGGAUAAGGAUGGCCAAGUUACAGUAACCAAUGAUGGGGCAACAAUUCUUAGUAUGAUGGAUGUUGAUCAUCAAAUAGCCAAACUCAUGGUUGAGCUGUCGAAAUCUCAAGAUGAUGAAAUUGGAGAUGGAACAACUGGAGUUGUUGGUAAGACUAAAAAUGUUGUACACUAA
Messenger RNA from Staurois parvus, 180 nucleotides. The record is from the annotation of a GenBank genome assembly. NCBI's taxonomy places the organism in Eukaryota, Metazoa, Chordata, Amphibia, Anura, Ranidae.